AGAAGAAGAAGGACUCAGGCAAACUGUCGGCCACCCUUUUUGGGUCCUCAGCACACGAGUUUGUUUACAUCCACGUCACCAGGAAAGUCAUCCUCCUGUGUGAGAAAUGGAUCGACAGGACUCUCAAGAUUCACCCCUUUUUGGUGAGGAGGACGAGAACUACAGGCAACAAAAGUCUAAUAUUAGACAUCCUUUGACAUCCUUCUUCCACCUCUUCUUCCGGACAUGUGCCAUCUUGGUUUAUUUACUGUGUGAUUUUCUCAGUGGUCGAUUUAUUGUCUGCAUGGUCACCAUCAUCCUCCUGCUCUCAUGUGACUUCUGGACUGUAAAGAAUGUAUCUGGCAGAUUGCUGGUUGGCCUUCGGUGGUGGAAUCAAGUCGAUGAAGAUGGAAGAAGCCGAUGGGUGUUUGAAUCAAGGAAGGCCGGUAGUGUCAGCAAAACCACCGCUGCAGAGUCACGGAUCUUCUGGCUGGGACUGACUGUGUGCCCCAUCUUCUGGGUCAUCUUUCUAUUCAGCACCAUCUUCUCCUUUAACAUCAAAUGGCUGGUGGUAAUUCUCUGCUGUGACCUUGUACCUCAGGCGGUGGUAAUAAUGGGACUGGUUUUGCAAUGGGCCAAUUUGUAUGGUUAUGUCAGAUGCAAAGUGGGUGGAAAAUCCAGCCUUAGAAACAUGGCACAGACCUACCUCACUGGGCAGGUUUUCAAACAGGUAAUGAAGGAAACAGAGAAAACAUAAAACUGAACUGCAGACAUCCAGACUAAAAAGGUGGUGGUGCUCAUAACCCGGUGGAUCUAUUCUAUGUUCUGAGUUACUUCGUAGUGAUUUUAAGGAAAUUCACUGUCAUGAUGAUGGUAAAGUUUAUUUUUGUAAGUUCUCCUAGGCUUUAGGAUGUAUGAAUGUUGGGGGAAAAGUGCAUUAAUAUAUAAAAAAAUAUUUUUGUUACUUUAAAUAAACUCUAUUUUUCUGUUCAAAUGUUUGUUGCGAAUCAAAGCCUUUGUAUGAUUUAUAAUUGUAAUAAAAAUAAUAAUUUCAAAUA
Messenger RNA from Cyprinodon tularosa, 1037 nucleotides. RefSeq lists its product as uncharacterized. The record is from RefSeq and is a predicted model, not a curated record. Gene Ontology annotation, biological process: protein secretion; vesicle-mediated transport. Bases 107 to 736 code for a protein of 209 amino acids. Lineage: Eukaryota; Metazoa; Chordata; Actinopteri; Cyprinodontiformes; Cyprinodontidae. Gene Ontology annotation, cellular component: Golgi membrane. The transcript is spliced from 7 exons.